AGCUGGCGAGUCGGGGGUGGGGGGUCCGGCCGGGAGGCGGCGCGGGCACCGGUUUGCCGCAGGGGGCAAGUCCCGGGCCGCGACGCCCCAUGGACACGGCGCUCGGCCCAGGUGCCCGCGGGGCGCGCGGCGCGCGGUGACCGGCCCCGGCCGUCGGGGCGCGCCCCGAGAUGGAGCCCUUCCUCAGGAAACGGCUGGCCUUCCUGUCCUUCUUCUGGGACAAGAUCUGGCGGGCCGGCGCCGACCCCGGCCCCGGCCCCCCGCCCGGCCCCGACCCCGGCCCCGGCCCCCCGCCCGGGCCCCCGGCGGGCGCGCGGCUCUUCCGGGCGCUGCGCGACUUCACCGCGCGCUGCGCCGACGAGCUGAGCGUCAGCCGCGGGGACCGGCUCCUGGCGCUGCGCGAGGGUCGCGACUACAUCUUGGCCCGCAGGGUCUCGGGCCCGCCCAGCGCGGGGCUCGUCCCCACCACCCACGUGGCCAAGGCCACCCCCGAGGCGCUCCCGGACCGACCCUGGUUCUUCAGCGGCAUCAGCCGGACCCAGGCCCAGCAGCUGCUCCUGUCUGCCGCCAACGCGCCGGGCGCCUUCCUGGUCAGGCCCAGCGAGAGCAGCCACGGGGAUUACUCGCUCUCAGUGCGGGCGCAGGCCCGGGUGUACCACUACCGGAUCUGCACAGCAGACGGGGGGCUGUCCCUGCAGAAGGGACGGCUCUUUCCCAGCCUGGACGAGCUGCUCGCGUACUACCAGGCCAACUGGACGCUUCUCCAGAACCCGCUGCUGCAGCCCUGCGUGCCCCAGACACUGGCGGAGCAGGACGAGUGGGAGCGGCCGCGUUCCGAGUUCCUGCUGAGGAGGAGGCUGGGCCGAGGCUUCUUCGGGGAGGUGUGGGAAGGCCUGUGGCUGGGCUCCGUGCCCGUGGCCAUCAAGGUCAUCAAGUCAGCCGACAUGAAGCCCGCCGACCUCACCCAGGAGAUCCAGACGCUGAAGAGCCUGCAGCACGAGCGGCUGAUCCGGCUGCACGCUGUGUGCUCGGCCGGCUCCCCCGUCUACAUUGUCACGGAGCUCAUGCGCAAGGGCAGCCUGCAGGCCUACCUGGGCAGCCCCGAGGGCCGGGCGCUGGACCUGCCCCCUCUGUUGAGCAUCGCCCGGCAGGUGUCCGAGGCCAUGAGCUACCUGGAGGAGAAGCACAUCGUGCACCGGGACCUGGCCGCCAGGAACGUGCUGGUGGGCGAUGACCUGGCCUGCAAGGUGGCUGACUUCGGCCUGGCUCGGCUGCUCAAGGACGACGUCUACUCCCCCCGCAGCGGCUCCAAGAUCCCCGUCAAGUGGACGGCGCCCGAGGCGGCCAGCUACCGCGUGUACUCCCAGAAGUCGGACGUCUGGUCCUUCGGGGUCCUGCUGUACGAGGUCUUCACCUACGGCCAGUGUCCCUACGAAGGCAUGAGCAACCACGAGACGCUGCAGCAGGUCCUGCGGGGGUACCGGCUGCCGCGCCCGCCCGCCUGCCCUGCCGAGGUCUACGCGCUCAUGCGGGAGUGCUGGCAGGGCAGUCCCGAGCAGCGGCCGGCCUUCGCGGCGCUGCAGGACAAGCUGGCCGCCCUCUGCCGGCGCCUGCACCCCGCACUCACGUGA
Molecule: messenger RNA, 1631 nt
Organism: Sorex fumeus (smoky shrew)
Lineage: Eukaryota; Metazoa; Chordata; Mammalia; Eulipotyphla; Soricidae
Gene: SRMS
Product: src-related kinase lacking C-terminal regulatory tyrosine and N-terminal myristylation sites
Exons: 9
Coding region: 171-1631 (486 amino acids)
Biological process (GO): innate immune response; protein phosphorylation; cell differentiation
Cellular component (GO): extrinsic component of cytoplasmic side of plasma membrane
Molecular function (GO): signaling receptor binding; non-membrane spanning protein tyrosine kinase activity; ATP binding
Source: RefSeq, a predicted model, not a curated record